Messenger RNA from Durusdinium trenchii, 1666 nucleotides. The record is from the annotation of a GenBank genome assembly. Lineage: Eukaryota; Dinophyceae; Suessiales; Symbiodiniaceae.
GCGAUCACCAGAUCAGAGAUCAAACUUGCGGCCAGCUGUGCCCUUCUAGGUGAGAAUGUUUGGCGGCGGCGGCUUUGGCGGUUUUGGUGGGGCACAAGGCCGCCAAGGUUCCACUCCGAGACUAUCACUGCCCUUGGACGAACGUCGACUUCCGGCACAUUCGACCGCAGAUGAUCCCACUGGCGCCAUGGUGUCAGGCGGUUAUGGUGGCAGUGAUCUUCCGCUGGAGGCAACUGGAAAUCCUGCUCCGUCACAGGGCCUUGCCGGCUUCUUGAACGAUGCACACCCCGGGCAAGAUGCACCUUCAGGAGGUGGAGUUUCCGGCGGGAAGGCAGUGGCACAUACCUUGACUCCAGUGACUAUUCGAAUGCUGCUAGAUGGGGUCUCUGACAAACGUCAGAGUGGCAAUACCAUUGGACCUGAUGAAGCAAUCCGUGUGAAUGGCAGGGAGCUGCACAUGUUGACUCUCGUCGCUUGUGUGGAGAAGGUGCAGAUGCAGCAGCUGGGGAUGAUGGUUUCCUUGAACGACGGGACAGGCCGCAUGGAGUGCCAGAUGUAUGCACCCAGUGACUCCGUGUCCAGUGGUCCAGAAUUUCAAGCUGGGGACUACAUCCGCAGCGAAGUUGCACAUAAAAUCGCUGGACAGGUUAUGACAGGCGUUCAUGGUCACGUUCGACAUUGGGAGCAGGAGUACCGAAUCACUGCUGCUCGCAUGUCGAAGAUUGAGAGCAUCAACGAAAUUUCGCAUCACACGGUCGAGGUGGCGACUGUCCACCUUGCCCUCACAGACAAAUUGGUGAAGGCUGCAGGAGGGAAGCCUGGCUCAGCUCCACAGGCGAACAACAUGAGGUUCCAGGCCACACCUCAAGCAGGGCAAUCUUUGCUUCCACAAUCUGUGCACCAGAAUAUGCAGAGCAUGCCACAGCAGAAUUUCCAGCAGACCAUGCCACAGAUGAUGCCCCAGCCGCAGCAAAUGAUGCAACAGCAGAUGAUGCCUCGACAAGAAAUGCAACAGCAACAGAUGUUGCCACAACAGGCUCAGCAAGGAAUGCCAAUGCAGGGAAUGCAGCAAGGGAUGCAUCAGCCAGGGAUGCCACAGCAAGCGAUACCGCACCAGGGAAUGCCGCAGCAAGGCAUGCAGCAACAGGGUAUGCCUCAGCAAGGCAUGCACCAGAUAGGCGUCCCACAGCAGGGCAUGCAACAGCAGGCUAUGCAGCAGCCAGCUAUGCAGCCGCAGACCAUGCAUGCCAUGCAGCCGCAGCAGCAGCAAGGGGGUGGGUAUGGUGGCGUGCCAGGUCCUGCAGGUGUCGCCCCUGCUGCUUCGCCCUUCUCGAUGACCGCCUUCAGUGACACUUCAGCACCUGCGCCCGGUGGAGCCGGUGGUUGCCACUUCGGGGGGCCCCUACGGCAACACGUCCUUUCGCUGAAUGGGACGGGCCUCGGGCCGCACUUGGGAGCCUACCCAACAUGUUGAUGAAAUAUGCGACCAACUUCUUACAGGAAUCAAAGUGACAUAACAUGCAACAUCUCACACAUUGUCACACAUCAAGCCAGCUGAACAUCACUUUGCCGGGAUUGACAAAUGCUUUGGCGCAUGAGGGAAAUCAGCACUGAGCAUUUCAAUUGAGCACUGCCCCUUUGCUGAUCAAUGCUACAAUGAGACUCC